Clupea harengus (Atlantic herring) is the source of this 10299-nucleotide messenger RNA. RefSeq lists its product as uncharacterized. The coding region runs from base 536 to 9412 and encodes 2958 amino acids. Gene Ontology annotation, molecular function: GTPase activity; GTP binding. The record is from RefSeq and is a predicted model, not a curated record. NCBI's taxonomy places the organism in Eukaryota, Metazoa, Chordata, Actinopteri, Clupeiformes, Clupeidae. The transcript is spliced from 11 exons.
CUGUUUGUACCUGCUAUACUAGCAGAAGACAUUCUGAGUCGCUUUGUAAGAUGGUGUUUGGUAUCAAUCAAGUGUGUGUUUUACACAUCAGUAUUGAAAUAACAUACUUUUUUUUGAGCAAGGAAGGCAGUGUACACCAAACAAAUAAGACUGGCAGCCCUUGUUAAGAAAAAUACAAAAAGUGGUAACUGUUGCAUAGUUGGUGGAAGAGCUGAAUUGCAGCAGUUGGAGAGAAUAUGGCAACUCCGAUGUUAUGUAAAUGGAUCUGGUAAAGUGGAAACAUCUUUCUUGCUCUGUAACAGGAAGUGAAUCAUGCUAGCCUACUUCACACUUUGCUCAGACUGCCUCGUGUAAAUAACACAGGAAGUUGUCAACCAAAAUGACCCGUUAAAAAAAGGAAAUAGCCCAACCUCUACAUUUCUACGCUGUUGCGAUAACGCAGAAAUUAAUUGUGAAAUUGGUGGAUAAAUGUAUGUAGAAGUGCUUUCGGUGAAAUACUGAAGUUUACUUUGACACCAAAGGUCGGUCAAAAAUCAUGUCUAGCAGAAAGUCAAAAAAAAGAAUUGGCUCAACACGACAGCGCAACCUAGGGCACAAGGCAGAAGAAAGGGAAGCUAAUGAAGAGCUCACUGAGACAAUAACUGAGACACCAGAUGAAGCCAGUAAUGCUGGAAAAACUGGGGUACUUCAAGAGUUGUCCACUGUCCAACACGUGCAACCAUUGUACUCAGGUGAAAUGCCCAAGUGCCAGCUUGAUGUUGUCUCUGAGAACAUAGAGGGUGACCAGCAUGAUCCAGGCAAGACUAGCACAGAAAAACUUGAAACUGGAGCCCCGGCUGAACUUUGUGAGGCAGAGACAAGUACUUCUGGGAAGAUAAGGAGAAUGGGUUCAACUCGAAGAACCAAGCAAGCAUUUAAAGCAGAAGAGAGGAAAGAGGAGGAGGAAAAGGAUAAUAGCAUGCAGAUAAUACAGGAAGAAUUUAAUAUCACAAGAACAGAGGAUCAGUAUUUAAAAGAAGAACCACAUGCACCAGAGUCAGAUCAGGCUCACACACAUUUGCUGGAAUUAGGUGUCAGUGAAGUGAAGGGACUGACAGAGAGGCCUAGGGAUGAGUCUCCAGGUGAAGAACAUAGACUUUUGUCAGAGCUGGAUGUCAAAACAGAGGCCCAGUAUACCCACUCUCCUCCCCAGUCCUUUGAUCAGUGUCCUACACCAGCAGUAAAUCCACCUUUCUGUGUCACAAGCCCCCAAGAAGAGGGGGAAAGUUUACUCAAACAAUCACGCUUCAAUUUGUCUGAGGCCAAGGAGAUCUCUUCUACUGAUACAACACAAGAUACACCUGAAGGACUUGAUGGUCAUUACCAACAGAGAGAAGACCAAAGUCCUGAAGAUGUAAGAGAAAGUGAUGAGCAAAGGAGGACAGAAGAGGUCGUUUUGGAGGUUUCUCAAGAAAAGGAUACAAACUCAGAACUUAAUGUUCAAAGGCCAAAGAAAAGAAUGGGCUCAACCCGGAGAAUUGUCAAAGGAAACAAAAUGAUAGAGGAUAUUGGAAACAGCCAAGAGGAAACGCAUGAGAUGAGAGAGGACACAUUGCUAAAUCCAGAAUUGACUGAAGAGGACACAAAGUUCAGACUAAAGACAGUAGUCAAUGAUAAGUUAGAUAUGGUCUUUACUGUCAAUGAGAGAGGGGCACAGUUAGAAGAAGCAGGCUGUGAGUUUGAGGAACAAGAAAACAAACAUGGGAACCUGAUUCUAGAUGAGAAUACUGAAGGUACACUGAUUGCAAUGGAUGCUGAGGCAUUUCACUCAACAGAGAAUAUAACAGGUGACAGUGGGACAAUGACAAGCACCAGUAGUAGGCAGCUUGUUAUGGAAGGGAACUUGGAUCAUCAUCACAAUGAAAUAGGCCGCAAAGGAGUUACUGAAAUUGCUGAACUGAAUGCCCCUAGAUUGAGAGAGAGACUUGGGUCAACUCAUGAGCCUCUCCAAGGAGAGAAAGAAGUAAAAAGGGAAUACGGAUGUGAUCUCACUGGUAAAGAAAUUGACAGCAAGGAUAUAGAUUUCCAAAUGAUUCCAGGAACAGACAUACUAGCAAUUGUGAAAAGUGGAAAGUUACAAGUAGAGGACAUCGGUACUGAGUCUUUCACAGAUAAACCAACAGUGGGAAGUGUCUGUGAGAGUUUUAGUCCUUUUGAAAAUGAUUUCCUAGCAUCACCUCCUAUGGUAGAUCACAGGGAAGAGAUGGUAGAUAACUCACUGAAUCUGCAAGGAGAGAGUUUUGACUGCACAAAGACAUGCAUGUCAGACAAAGAUGCAGUUGAGAAAGCUGAAUAUUUCACCAAUCAAUCAGAAGUAAGAAUUCCCAGUGACACUUUUAGUUCUUUUGAAGUAGCGGAGCAUUUUAAAGGAGCUUUUGUGAGGGAAGAUGUUGGCCAACUCCAAAAGCAUGACGAGGGAAAGGCAGAAAAUAGUCCAGAGUCACCUGAAGACCAGGAGAGGAAAAAUAGUACAAACAUGGCUGUAUCAGAACAGCCAGAGAUUGAGAAUCAAUUAUCAUCUCCUUCUGAAGAUCCCUGUGACAAUUGUGCUGGCACCUCAGCAGAGGUCAUUGGUGCCAUUGAGAAUACCAAUAUCUUACUCCCUCAGUCAGAAGUUGAGAUUCUAAGUGAGUCCUUUGAUCCUUUAGAACAGAAUCGCUGGUCAUCAUCUACACCAGAUCACAUUCCAGAGAUCGCAGUUGCCUCACUGAAUGUGCAUACAGAGAGUUCUAGCCCCGAGACAUACAGCCCUGCAAUCGAACACUGUGAUGAAGUUGAACAAGGGACACAGGCUCACAUUCUCAGUUCCUCUAUGGAACCAGAAGUUUCAAAUAUUAGUACCGACAUUUCUGAUGCAUUGCACAAUGAACAGACCAAGCAGUCUGUUUCUCAAUCACUUACUAUGGAAAGCACAGAUACAUCGGAAAAAACAGCACAGUAUGACGACUGUGAAUCCACCUUCAAACUUCCAUAUCACACAGAAGAGGCGAAUGUAAAACAGGGUGCCUCGAAACAGAAGAGAAAGAUGGGGUCAACCCGCAGGACAAAGAGAGAACAGAAAAGGGAAGAGACAAGUGAAGUCAUGAGUACAGAUGGAGACUAUGCCAAUGAGGACAUCAAUGUCAAAAUGAACACAGAUGCUGACAUCAAAGUAGAUGCAGAAGAGGGAAUUUUAGAAGCCGGCAUCAUAGAUGCCUUAAAGGAAAAUGAGCCUUCCACCACUCAGACAGACGUUGGGAUCCUCAAGAUGGCUUUGAGCUGUGUUGAACAGGACCGGUAUGUUGACUGCAGCCCGUCAGCUGAAGUGAUGUCAUCAUCUGUCCCACAAUGCAAUCCACUGGAGGAUGGGCAAAAACAAGACAACCAACAUCAGUGCCUUGAUAUUACUGCACAACAAUUAGAUGGUAAUGAUGCCGCAAAUCUAGAGGCUGACAAUGAGAUAUCUAUAUUGGGAAAGGAAACAUCCGAGGGCCUCACAACAAGCGAAGCAGAGCCUUUUAAUGAAGCUUUCAUGAGUAAAGAUGUUGACCAGCUCAAAAAGCAUGAGGAGGAAAAGGCAGAAAAGAGUCUGGAGUCCCUUGGUGACCAGAACAAGGAAGACAGUAUAAGCCUGAGUGCAUCAGAACAGGCAGUAGCUGUGAAUCGGUUAUCAUCUCCUACAGAAGUUCACAGUCCAGAUUGUGCAGCUAUCACAGUUGAGGAUGUACGUGCCAGUGAGAAAACAGAGUCUUUCUUCUGUCAGUCUGGUGUUGGGACUCACGGUGAGGCUCUUGAUCCUUUAGAACAAGAACACCCGCCAUCAUCUCCUACACCAGAUCACAUUCCAGAGAUCACAGUUGCCUCACUGAAUGUGCGUACAGAGAGUUCUAGCCCUGAGACAUACAACCCUGCAAUCGAACACUGUGAUGAAGUUGAACAAGGGACACAGACUCACAUUCUCAGUUCCACUAUGGAUCCAGAAGUUUCAAAUAUUAGUACCGACAUUUCUGAUGCAUUGCACAAUGAACAGACCAAGCAGUCUGUUUCUCAAUCACUUACUAUGGAAAGCACAGAUACACCGGAAAAGACAGCACAGUAUGACGACUGUGAAUCCACCUUCAAACUUCCAUAUCACACAGAGGAGGCGAAUGUAAAACAGGGUGCCUCGAAACAGAAGAGAAAGAUGGGGUCAACCCGCAGGACAAAGAGAGAACAGAAAAGGGAAGAGACAAGUGAAGUCAUGAGUACAGAUGGAGACUAUGCCAAUGAGGACAUCAAUGUCAAAAUGAACACAGAUGCUGACAUCAACGUAGAUGCAGAAGAGGGAAUUUUAGAAGCCGACAUCAUAGAUGCCUUAAAGGAAAAUGAGCCUUCCACCACUCAGACAGACGUUGGGCUUCUCAAGAUGGCUUUGAGCUGUGUUGAACAGGACCGGUAUGUUGACUGCAGCCCGUCAGCUGAAGUGAUGUCAUCAUCUGUCCCACAAUGCAAUCCACUGGAGGAUGGGCAAAAACAAGACAACCAACAUCAGUGCCUUGAUAUUACUGCACAACAAUUAGAUGGUAAUGAUGCCACAAAUCUAGAGGCUGACAAUGAGAUAUCUAUAUUGGGAAAGGAAACAUCAGAGGGCCUCACAACAAGCGAAGCAGAGCCUUUUAAUGAAGCUUUCAUGAGUAAAGAUGUUGACCAGCUCAUAAAGCAUGAGGAGGAAAAGGCAGAAAAGAGUCUGGAGUCCCUUGGUGACCAGAACAAGGAAGACAGUAUAAGCCUGAGGGUAUCAGAACAGGCAGAAGCUGUGAAUCGGUUAUCAUCUCCUACAGAAGUUCACAGUCCAGAUUGUGCAGGCAUCACAGUUGAGGAUGUACGUGCCAGUGAGAAAACAGAGUCUUUCUUCUGUCAGUCUGGUGUUGGGACUCACGGUGAGGCUCUUGAUCCUUUAGAACAAGAACACCCGCCAUCAUCUCCUACACCAGAUCACAUUCCAGAGAUCGCAGUUGCCUCACUGAAUGUGCGUACAGAGAGUUCUAGCCCCGAGACAUACAACCCUGAAAUCCAACACUGUGAUGAAGUUGAAAAAGGGACACAGGCUCACAUUCUCAGUUCCUCUAUGGAACCAGAAGUUUCAAAUAUUAGUACCGACAUUUCUGAUGCAUUGCACAAUGAACAGACCGUACAGUCUGUUUCUCAAUCACUUACUAUGGAAAGCACAGAUACAUCGGAAAAAACAGCACAGUAUGACGACUGUGAAUCCACCUUCAAACUUCCAUAUCACACAGAAGAGGCGAAUGUAAAACAGGGUGCCUCGAAACAGAAGAGAAAGAUGGGGUCAACCCGCAGGACAAAGAGAGAACAGAAAAGGGAAGAGACAAGUGAAGUCAUGAGUAGAGAUGGAGACUAUGCCAAUGAGGACAUCAAUAUCAAAAUGAACACAGAUGCUGACAUCAACAUAGAUGCAGAAGAGGGAAUUUUAGAAGCCGGCAUCAUAGAUGCCAGUGAGAAAACAGAGUCUUUCUUCUGUCAGUCUGGUGUUGGGACUCACAGUGAGGCUCUUGAUCCUUUAGAACAAGAACACCCGCCAUCAUCUCCUACACCAGAUCACAUUCCAGAGAUCGCAGUUGCCUCACUAGAUGUGCAUACAGAGAGUUCUAGCCCCGAGACAUACAACCCUGAAAUCGAACACUGUGAUGAAGUUGAACAAGGGACACAGGCUCACAUUCUCAGUUCCACCAUGGAACCGGAAGUAUCAAAUGUUAGUACCGACAUUUCUGAUGCAUUGCACAAUGAACAGACCAAGCAGUCUGUUUCUCAAUCACUUACUAUGGAAAGCACAGAUACACCGGAAAAGACAGCACAGUAUGACGACUGUGAAUCCACCUUCAAACUUCCAUAUCACACAGAGGAGGCGAAUGUAAAACAGGGUGCCUCGAAACAGAAGAGAAAGAUGGGGUCAACCCGCAGGACAAAGAGAGAACAGAAAAGGGAAGAGACAAGUGAAGUCAUGAGUACAGAUGGAGACUAUGCCAAUGAGGACAUCAAUGUCAAAAUGAACACAGAUGCUGACAUCAACGUAGAUGCAGAAGAGGGAAUUUUAGAAGCCGACAUCAUAGAUGCCAGUGAAAAAACAGAGUCUUUCUUCUGUCAGUCUGGUGUUGGGACUCACGGUGAGGCUCUUGAUCCUUUAGAACAAGAACACCCGCCAUCAUCUCCUACACCAGAUCACAUUCCAGAGAUCACAGUUGCCCCACUGAAUGUGCAUACAGAGAGUUCUAGCCCUGAGACAUACAACCCUGAAAUCGAACACUGUGAUGAAGUUGAACAAGGGACACAUGCUCACAUUCUCAGUUCCACUAUGGAUCCAAAUAAUGGUGCAGAGGCUUCAGAAUUAGUGCAAGAUGGAUGGACCCAGCAAUCUGAUCACUGCGAAUCCUCCCUCAGACUUCAACAUCAUGAGAAAGAGGGGAGUUUAAAACAGAGUGCGUCAAGGCAGAAGAGAAAGAUGGGGUCAACUCGUAGACAAAAAAGAGAAACCAAUGAAGUAAAUUUGGAUGAAGAAACAAAAUCUUCACAUGAAACUGGGGAGAUGACUGAGACUGAGAUUGAAGUGCAGCAGGAAGAAAAUAUCCAAUCAGAGCAAAUAUCAUCUAGAGAAAAAAUACAUUCAGCUGGUGUAAACACAAUUCCAAUGUCCAUAGGACAAAUUGAGAUUUCCGAGUCAAGUGGGUCCACAGCAGCUGAGGAAACAAGCUACAGCCAACUCUCUCAUGAGGACAGUCAGAAGGAACCCAAAUCCAUGCUUCAGAAAAGAAAGAUGGGCUCUUCUCGUAGAGGUCAAGGUCUGGGAAAUAGAGGGAAAGGAGAAGCAGAACAAGUAGAUGAGCACAUGGAUGACACAUCGAGACAAGAGAGUGGUGGGGCUCUUCUACAAAAUGAAGGGACCUCAAAAGAGAGCUGUUCAGGGUUACUGAAGAACACACAAGACCUGCCAGUAGAGGGUGAGCAGUUACUUGCUUCAGUUCAGUCAAGUGAGAGUCAUCUACAGCCUCUGGCUCAGGCAGAAAGGCCUGAUGAAUUAAUUGAUGAGAAAGUGCCUCCUGCAUCUGCUCAGAGCAAGCCAUCAGUCCUCAGUGUAUCCUCAUCACCCUCCUCUGAGUUUCAAGAGGAUAGCCAAAAUUCACCUCCUACAUCAGAAUCACCUAAAACAGAUCAAGAGAGAAGCGACAAUUACUUUGAUAGUAAAGAUGAAUUAAUUGAGAAAGAACAGUGCAUUUUGGCCUCAACUAUUACCACAACAGAGCAGCCACUCUUGGAGGAUAUAAUCCGCAAUGACAAUCAUUCAGCUCACGGAGACACCCAGGAUGACAAACCAGUGAGCAGUGGCACACCACCUGCUUAUUACCUCUCCAGUGAAAACAUUCUCAAUUUAACCCCACUGGAAAUGUCUGAUUCUUCAGAGGAGAGUAAGCCACAAAAGAAGAGGAUAGGAUCAAGUCGUAAAAUAUCCCAACGGCAGCGUAAGACGGGCAAGAAUGAGAGUCAUGGUGAGGAAGAUGUAAGGGAUGAGGAUUCAGAUUGUCUGACUAAUACAACUAAUCAACCAGUUCAGCUGGAGACUUGUGCUAUAGAUACAGAUAAUGAUAAAUGGACAGACAUCCAUCAGAGUGAAUGUUCAGAACCUGCCAGUGGACUCCAUAACCAACCUGAGGGCCAUCCAGUCACUGAAAUGUAUGAUCAGUCACCCUUAGGACAAAUUGAGAUUUCCGAGUCAUGUGGGUCCACAGCAGCUGAGGAAACAAGCUACAGCCAACUCUCUCAUGAUGACAGUCAGAAGGAACCCAAAUCCAUGCUUCAGAAAAGAAAGAUGGGCUCUUCUCGUAGAGGUCAAGGUCUGGGAAAUAGAGGGAAAGGAGAAGCAGAACAAGUAGAUGAGCACAUGGAUGACACAUCGAGACAAGAGAGGGGUGAUACAGCUCAUGGGGCUCUUCUACAAAAUGAAGGGACCUCAAAAGAGAGCUGUUCAGGGUUACUGAAGAACACACAAGACCUGCCAGUAGAGGGUGAGCAGUUACUUGCUUCAGUUCAGUCAAGUGAGAGUCAUCUACAGCCUCUGGCUCAGGCAGAAAGGCCUGAUGAAUUAAUUGAUGAGAGAGUGCCUCCUGCAUCUGCUCAGAGCAAGCCAUCAGUCCUCAGUGUAUCCUCAUCACCCUCCUCUGAGUUUCAAGAAUAUGGCCCAAACAAAGAUCCACAAACCAGCACAAAGAAAAGGAAAAUGGGGUCCACUCGUAAGAACAUGAGGAGACAAGGGGAAGAAGACAAGAGUGACCUCAAAGCAGUUCAUGGAAGUACACAAAGAUGGAAUGAUGACACUGUAUGGGACAGUACGAUUAGUGAUGUGGAAGAUCUGCCAACUGGGCCAACGGAGACAGCCACAAUCCAGAAAAUGACUGAAACUCAGGGGCAAGAGGACACCCUGCCACAUGACGAGAGUGCUGGACAUGGCUCCGCUGGUCAGAAGAAGAGUCCAGAGCGCACAAGGAGGAAGAUGGGUUCCAGGCAUGGUGGUCAGGGCUACAGAGGGAUAGGAGGCCUGGAGGAAUCUGAGGAUCAGCCUGUUUGCAAACACCAAGAGAAAGAUGGCAGCAUCUUGCAGGGCACACAGGAAAAUGUCCAUAGUGAGGGUGUGGAUGAACAAGGGCUUUCUAAGCUAACCUUUACUGGCGAUGAAGAAAGUCAGAAGGUGAAACAACCAAAUCCUUCAGGGGCAAGGAGCAAACUAGAUCUAGAGAGAAAGUAUGGACCAGGUGACACUCUUACUUCCCUGGAAGAGGCAGUUAUGUUUAAUAUAGUGAUGGUUGGAGAGAGUAGUGUGGGGAAGACAUCUUUUAUCCACCAAUUCCAGAAUGGACAGUUUUUUGACGAUCACUCUGCCACCAUUGGUGUUGAUACCUGCAUCCAGACAUUGGCUGUGGAUGGUAAAUUGGUAAAACUUCAGAUAUGGGACACUGCUGGUCAGGAGAGGUUUCAUAGCCUCACCCGCCAGGUGUUGCAUAAGGCCGAUGGACUUAUUGUGAUGUAUGACAUUUCAUCCUCUCAGACGUUUUGUGCUGUUCGCAAAUGGAUUUCCUGCAUUGAGGAAGGGGCUCGUAGUGAGGUCCUCAUCAUGCUUCUUGGCAACAAGAAUGACAGUGAAGAGCGGCAAGUUCUGCAUCCUGAAGGGGAGCGCUUGGCUCAGGAACAUAACUUCCAUUUCAUGGAAUGCAGCGCUGCCACAGGUCACAAUGUUCCACAGGCCAUGGAAGCUCUGGCCAGGUUAUUGAAGCAGACAGUGAAGGAGAGUGAUGAAGAACAUGUGACAUUGCACAAGAAGCCCCAACAGAAGAAGUCAGGUUGCUGCUGAGGUCUCACUCUUUCCAUCAUGUUUCCUAUUCAGUUUAUGUUAACAUAUAGAAACAUCAUUUGCAUACUUUCGCUUAUACAUUGUACAUACAUAUAACAUAAAUUCAAUUUCUUUAAAAUUAGACUUCUAAAUAAACAAUUUGCACGUAAAAAAAAAGCUCAGACACUUUACAUUAUUUCAGUCUUACAUACAAUAUUUCUUUUUUCCUUUUAUUGACAAUUUUCAGAAAUGUAAGUGUAUCUUCAGUUAAGCACAUUUUUACACAAAUAUUACAUUUUUAUGUACAAAAAUGUGUUACAGUUGUGUGACAGUAAACAAAGGACAAAUUAGAAAAUUUAAAAAUGACCUUUUUUUCCUUAGAGGAAUUCCAUUUCUUUGAGAAGGAACAUCUGGAAUAUAAUCUAUUCUACAGUGUUCCAUUAGUGUUCAGGUUGCCAAACAAAUAGGAAGAUGAGCAGCACAAGACUGAGAAAAAGUGCAAAUACAAUGAAGAACACCUCAGCAGCCCACUGACUGCGCUGCACGCCUGUAACCACCAGGGGGUGUCUGGGGGCUAUCAGAUUAGUCAGGUUCAGCAUGUAGCCCAGAGUCCAGCCAAUGUCUGUGUCAGCAACCUGCGGAAUGCCAAGGACACAUCUCACAAAAAUAAUGAUGCCUAUUGAUCAGACUGUUACAGACAUUGUAGUGCAUUCAUAACACGUUGGAUUAAUAACACACGUGAAUUCGUAGAAGAAGGAAUCAAAGACCCACAUUUUGACUGUCAAAUGUUUUUGUAUUUUAACUUUACCCGUUGUCUUGCUUGAUCAUAUUUAUUAAUAUCAUUUAUUCCCCUAGACAUGAAUAUAUUUUAAUGCCUGAUAUAUUUAAUAAACUUUUUUUGCAUUUUC